Molecule: messenger RNA, 675 nt
Organism: Babesia bigemina
Lineage: Eukaryota; Apicomplexa; Aconoidasida; Piroplasmida; Babesiidae
Exons: 3
Coding region: 1-675 (224 amino acids)
Source: RefSeq, a predicted model, not a curated record
AUGGGCCCUUCCAGGGGUGAACCCAUAUCCUUGGCUGAUGUUUGGAACAAGGUAAAAGGGUUUUAUUUGCUCGAAAUCAUUUUUCAGCUGAAAGGCAUAUCCAUCUCUGUGGACUUCAACCGCAAUGAUCCAAUCCGAGCUCAGCAGAGGCGGAUCGCCGAAUACAAUCGCAAGCCUUCCAUCUACGUGGAACACAACCCGUUGAAAUCUUGCCUAGGCGUGCCUGCAACAGUGGCGGGAUACGUCGGCGAUCUAUUUCAGCCAGCUGCACAUCUGCAGGAGGGACACCAUGGUUGCGUGGCGGAGGCAAAGCCUUCCCGAGAUCUCGCUGCCGGCGCUCCUAGUAGUCCGGUGUGCGACGUGAUUGACCUCUCCGUGUACAAGGUUUUGCAGCGUGCGUUGUGUUACGUCGGUGCGGGUUUGGGCAUUGUCGGCGUGGGUCUGGUGACGUUAUUUGGCCUCUUCACCGCUGCCGGUGCUACCUGCGCAGUGACUACUUGCAACAAGCUAUCCGAUGACUGUCACACAGCAACAUACAACCCCAAUGACAACGAGGUCUACUACGAAGGGAAGCCCAUCGUCAACACUCACAACAGUUACACGCCCGGUCCAAUUAACGCAUUUGCUCCAAUGUACGCUCCAUCGACUCCGCUGCAUUGGUCACACGACCUAUGA